AUGGAUGUGAUGCUUUCUGUGUUAGUUACUCCAUACUUUUACUUGCCUGUGUGGGGAGCUUGCUCAAUCGGUUGGCUCGAAACCUUGGGCGUCCCAAAGUUGAUUCAAGCUCUCAUCAGCACCAACACAGCUGGAAGUACGACAUUCUGAAGUCGAUCAAUUUCAAUGGAGUUCGUUUUCAGAUAUCGUCGUUUCAGUUUUGAUACUUUUCGAAUAUCGGCAUCAUCAGGUUUUACCACUGAAUAGCCCGGUUCGGUUAAGUAAUCCAAUGAGGAUCGGUUUGAUAUUCGUGAAUUAUUGUUUUGUAUGCGGCGGAUUGAUCCAAAUAGUCCUAACAGAACCCGAAGAUCAGGUCGCAGCCAAAGUUAAGACGGUAGAGGUUGGUCGUUUGAUAAGAUUUUGGGGGCUUCAAAAAGGACAUUUAAAACUCAGGAGGCUUUUUUGAAUGGGGGCCUAGAUUGGCUAUCAAAAAACUAUUUUUUUUUGUAGAUUCAGAAGAUUUAUUAACACCUAAUUUUAACAGUCUGUUUAGAUUCUCGAAUGCAUCCCUCCCAAAAUAUUCACGUCCUGCUCUUUCAUAGUUGACUUCACAUCAUACACGACUUCUUUCUUUGUCUUGUGUGCUAUUCUGAUCGCUACACAAAUCCUUCUCUUCUGUUGUCAUAUUUUCCUUAUAUUGAACAGGCAAAUCAGCCAUAUGUCAAAUAAGACUAGGAAUCUUCAAAAGCAUUACUUCUAUAAUCUUUGCGCUCAAGUGAGGUUUCGGAAAAAGUUCAAUGAAUACUUGAUUCAGUUUGCCAUCCCCUUUGUGCUAAUGGGUGCUCCUUUUGUCAUCGCAGGACUUCAAGCUUAUUUUGGCAUCUUUUUCCAGAGUAAUACUUUGUGAUUUUCCCUAAGAAUUAUUUUCUUAAGCAAUGAAUCCUGUCGUGGGCAUUGCUUUUACACUUCAUGGUGCCGUGUCUUCAGUUUUUACAAUUCUAUCCAGUGAAACUUACCGCCGAUUCUUUAUCAAUCUACCUUCAAAAACUAUCAGAAACUGUUUGAACUUGAAAGGUAAACUUCGAAUUGGAAUUAGAAUACAGGAAAUAGUUUCAGACGGAAGUUCCAAGGAGUCAAGAGCUCACAGUAAAAUUGUUUCUACAGUUAAUGUUCAAGGACGAAUUCGGAUUAAUUAACACAUGUGUCAGAAAAAUCAGGGAAUCUUUGAUAAACUUGUUAUCUUGAAAAACUGUUUUUUCUUCGGGGAGUUACUUUUUUUCCAUAAUUCAACGUCCGGAAAGCCGUGGUGGAACUAGAACAUUUUGGAGCGAAAGCCUUUUUUGUCUGACAAGGAAGGUAAUUUUACUUUGCGGCUAAGGAUUCCCUGGAAAUUGGCCAGAACACUCGUUAAUGUACCAGAAAAAUAAUCUGCAAGUAUCAACCUGCAAAACUCUCUAGUUUUCGAGAAAUAAGAGCUCAAAGUCUUACAAUGUCCUAUUUUAAAAGAUUUUCAGUGUUUUCUUUGACCUUAAGUGUCCUUUCUCAAAAAAUAGGUGGUUGUGCGGGUUUAGACUUUAAGGGUCUUCAUCCGGUACAUUAAGAAGUGCUUUGACCAAUUUUCAGGAAAAUCAUAAGUGUUGUGGAAUGCGGAAUCUCCGUAAACCUACACAAAACUCAUGUGCGCUCUAGCGUACAUUGUUUCUGCGUAGAUCCCCUCAUUGGCCUAAAAUUUUUUUAUAGUCUGUUCAGAUUUUCAAUGUCAAGUGCAAUGACGUCAUCCAAAAGCACUCUGUGGAUGGCUCGCUCUCUGAUUGGUUUAUCGCACCAUUAGGGGCGGAGCUUGGGCGACGACUUGACAUCCAAAAUCUGAACAGACUACACCCCAAUAUUUGGUUGGUAAUCAAUAGUUGUUCUAGAUUAAUUUGUAUAGUAGUCAAGCGGUAUAUAUAUUUGUAAGAUAAACUCGUCCAGUAGAGCUGUUACCCUCCCAUACUUUGUGAAUUUUCGAUUUUUUUUUUCCACCUUCUCUUUCCAUGGUUUUCUUUCAAUUUGAAAACCCGGAUAGCGGUGAAAUUUUGAAAUAUUAUGCUUGAAAACGAUUUACGCAAGAAGAAAAAUAGCACCUGCUGUCUCCACCACUCGGAAAAUUCGGCAAGUCACCUUUUUUUUUCUAAUGGAAUGAAUGAUAUCAACACUUCUAUCAAUUUGAAAUACCCUUACUGUGAACAUGAGACCGAUUUAGUCACUGCGGAUAAUGUUCGUUCGAUUGAAACCCUCCUUUUUCCGUUUUUAAUCUCUGUCAAUCUGACCGCCUUAUUCUGCAUUUUAUUUCUCUCCCCGGCGACCAUCAGAAGCUACAAAUGGUUCUUUCUAAACUUUCAAUUAUGGUUAGGUCUUUCCUUAAAAAUUUUCAAAUUUUCGAAUUUUUCCGAGUUUAGGAUUGUUGUAAUGGAUAUGUUAUUUUCGAUAUUAAUAACUCCGCUAUUUUACCUACCAGUUUGGGGAGCUUGUUCCAUUGGUUUGUUUGAAACUGUUGGACUUCCAAAGAAAGUGCAAAUCUGCAUAGGCGGCUUAGCGGCUGGACGUGAGUUUUCUAUUUUCGAAUACCAUGAAACUGUGCUCAAAGUUCCUCUAUAAAGAAAAUUGAAUAUGAAAAAAGUCUCAGGAUAGAUUGGUUUUUUUUUAAAUUUUCAGACUUCGUUAUAUCGGCGUUGGUCCUGUUCGAAUAUCGACAUCAUCAAGUUCUACCCAAAAGCAGUCCAUUUCGAUUGAAAACCCCAAUAAGGAUCACUUUAAUUCUCGCUAAUUAUUUGGUUUUGAACGGCGGAAUGCUUCAGAUCCUUUUGACAUCUCCCGUUGAUCAAUUUGCUGCAAAACUGGAGACUGUCAAGGUCUAGAUAAAAUUCUUCUUCUUCAUGUCAAAUUUAGAUUCUUCAAUGCAUCCCACCCAGGAUUUUCACAUCCUGUUCUUUCAUCGUUGAUUUCACUUCCUAUACAGCUUCUUUCUUCGUUUUCUACACGUUUAUCGCUACAACCCAAAUCGUAUUCUUCUGCUGCCAUAUUUUUCUGAUAUUGAGGGAGAACAGCAGUCAUAUGUCUAAUAGAACAAAGAACCUUCAGAAGUAUUACUUUUACAAUUUAUGCGCUCAGGUGAGUUGGAAAAAGAAAAAUAGCGGCGAGUUUACUGUCAACUUAACUCCCUAUCAGUUUAGUCUCCGAUGUUUUAAAGCGUUUUCAAAAUGAAAUAUUUUCCCAGCUAGCCAUUCCUUUGUCCCUACUUGGUGCCCCGUUUGUUUUAGCCGCGCUACAAACCUACGUCGGCACAAAUUUUCAAUGUGAUUUUCAUUUUUUUUUUUCUGCUUCAAGAUAAAAUUUGGCAGCCGUGAACCCAUUCAUAAUCAUCUCCGUAUCAAUGCACGGCGGCGUUUCUUCGGCCUUCACAAUUUUAUCUAACAAAGUCUACCGCCAAUUCUUUUGGAAUUUGCGAUUGCGACCUUUGAAGAAAUUUUUCCCUUCGAGAGGUUGGAGAUUUUCGCGAGUGAAUAAAGUAAUUAUUUUAGACGCCAACUCACAAGUUUCAAGAGGUCGUGUUGUAAUCCACUCAUCCGUCAAUGUGUCACGAAGAAAUUUAUAAUCAUAUUUUUUGAAGGAAAAAUUUUUUCAAAUUCCCUAUCAGAUAUAUCGAAAAGACAAUACUUGGUAAAUUUGGUCGUUUAUUAAAGAUUAACCUCUUUCCCCAAUUCAAUAUCAAAUUACCUAAAUUUGAUAUUUGGUUGUAACUUGGCACAAAUAUCAAUCCUGUUCUCCCCAAAAACAUUUUCAUACCUUAAAUUUCGAUGUCGUUUGAGAAAUUGAUACCUUAUCCAUCUUGUGAGCAUGAAGAUGACUGGUUGAAUAAAGAUAAUCUCAGGACUAUUGAGACUGUUAUAUUCCCAUUCAUGUUUUUAUUAAAUUCUACUGCCUUCUAUUGCAUCUUGGUUCUCUCGCCAGCCAAAAUGAGACACUACAAGUGGUUCCUUUUGAACUAUCAGACGUGGUGAGUGAAUUAAUAUUGAAAAAAGGGAAGGUUUCGCCUGCAAAGAGGCCCCCCAGCUGAAAGCGACCUUCAAGUGAGAUAAACCAAAAAAAAAAUGUCUUCAGGAUGAUUAUCAAGGAUAUUCUUGUCCCUCUCUUUAUAACUCCCUUUUUAUACCUUCCUGUUUUGGGCGGCUGCUCUAUUGGUUGGUUCACAACCAUUGGGGUUCCAGUGAAUAUCCAAACUGUCAUUGGCUUCCUCUCUAUCAUAAGUUUGAUUUUUCUGAAAACUGGAAAAAAUUGUUAAUCCCACAGGUGUACAAAUCUCGAUCUUGGUCCUAUUCGAAUACCGUCAUCACCACGUUUUGCCGGUGGACAAUGCGUUCAGAUUCAAAAAAUCUACUCGAAUUUUCUAUAUUCUGGGCAAUUUGUUGUUUUACUGCGUCGGGUUCUCUUCAGCUGUUGCAUUGGCCCCGAAGGAUCAGUAUUCUGCGAAAUUGAAGGCUAUCGAGGUUUGAAAUCAAUUUUAGGAAUCAGCUAAGAGGAUGAGAUAAUAAAUGCGUUAAAUAAAGCUGAGCUAAAAAAAAAAGUUAAAGUUGAAAACAAGAGCAAACAUUUUCAUAUCCUUUUAACUGUUAACAUGAAGCUCAGUCGUCUGGCUAUUAAUGAUAAAUCUGAUUUUGAAGACCACUCAAAAAUUCGAGCGAACUCUCAGAUUCUCAACUGCACGCCGCCCCGUAUUUUCACGCCUUGUGCAAUCAUUCUAGACGUGACUUCGAAGACCGGAUGGUUCGUGACGGCCAUAACCGCCUCACUUAUUCUUCAAAACAUUGUCCUUUGCGCCCACGGCAUAUACAUCUUGAAAAAGCAGAGCAGCCACUUAUCAGCCAAGACUCAAAAGCUUCAAAUUUACUAUUUUUAUAGUUUAUGUGCUCAGGUUUUCUUUCCUCUUUAAGAUCGUCGCAUGAACUUGAAAUACAGAUCAGUAUCCCCGCGCUUUUCAUUUUCGCUCCGAUAUCUUUUGGGAUUUUGUUGGCACAUGCUUCAUUACAAGGUAGUUUUACACUAGUAACUUUUUUUGAUAUUAAAAAUCUACAGCCAGUUCACCGAUGGCCAUUAUUCUCAUGUCUCUCCAUGGCGGGAUCCACUCAGCUUUCACUAUUUUCACCAAUAAACACUAUCGCAAUUAUUUUCUCAAAUUCAAGUUCCUCUCCUCGAAAGGAUUGUCGCCAAGAGAAGGUAUCAAUCUUCAAAAAAGCGAAAGAAACCCUAUUUUUUUUUCCAGUAACAUUGGUGAACGUUGUCAACGGACGGAGCCGCACAUUGAAAACUUUUGAUAAUCCUACAGCUUUUUGACAUUCUUUUUUUUGAAAGUUAUAAAUUAAAGAUAUGUUUUAGUCGUGUAGACCUUUCCAUUAUUCUUCGUUGAUUAUUUCGGCUUAUAUUGAAUUUGUUCGGAUUGUUUUCCAGAAAACCGUCACGCGCUUAUUUCCCUUUGUUCGUCGUAAAUACUAACCGAAUUUUCAUAGAAAAUGUGGAAUUCGUGCCUGGUCGAGCAGAAAGUGUGUUAAAAUCACACAGCUUGAAAUCAUUCUUCAUGCAAAAAGUAAUAGCAAUUUUUUUCGCUAGUCCCCGCGGGUAUCCCCACGAAGUACAUCGACCUACACGAGAAGUGCAACGAGGGAACGUCGACGAUCCAUCUCUCCGAAGCUCAUCUUCACAGCUCUGGAAGAUGCAAUGCGACAGCUUGGGUGGGCCAGACUGGGAAGACGGAAACGAUACCAAAAGCAUUAACAUCGAUGGCAAGAACCUAACAAACCUUGGCUUUGCCGACAACAUCGUCCUCUUCGCCAACAACACUUCCGACAUCUCAUCCAUGCUCAACGAACAGGACGCCGUCAAAAAGAAGAUCGGAAUCCAGAUGAGCCCGGUUCAGACCUCUAUUGGUUGAGAUUCUUGUGAAACUCACUCUCAAGUCGGGGAGGUUCGAAACGAUGCGCCCGACUUUUGCCGGCUUUCGUGCCGGGUACGUUCAAAUAUUAACGAUAAACUUUAUGGAAGAAAGUUUGAGCAAUAUUCCAAAGAUUUUCAGCGGUUUCAUAAUACGCGCAAAAUGGUGGCAUUUUAAAACUUUAAGAAACUGGAAAAAAAAAACGUCAAAAUAUAAAGGUCUCAAAGCGAAUAGAGGUCAAAGUUGAUCAAAUUUGGCAUACGGUCUUUUUUGCAAAAAAAAAAAAACGUGAAAAGCUGGAAUAGGGUAGAAUGCAAAGUCAUUGCACUUCAAGUCAUUAUGGGCAUCGUCUGUCUUUUCCCCAAGGAUUCGAAGCUCUGAAAUCAAAAAUAGGAAUGGUUACACAAUUCAGCUGAGGUUGGUGGCAAAGUUUUCUCUUCAUUGAUGGCCGUGGAUAUAUUUGAAGUGAUAUUCUUUUUCAACGCGGUUUGGGGCGUUUCCCUGAACUUUUUAUUAUUAAUUGUGGCUUGGUUCACUCAGCUACCGAGCAACAGCAAAUACAAGAUUUUAGUAAUUAUUUUUGCGACUUUUAAUAUCAUCUAUUCACUUCUUCAUGUUCUUUUUCAACCGGUGAGAUUGGUCCCUUAUCCGCUGAGAUAUUUUUCCAGAUAACAUUUGUCAAGGACCAUAAAGUGGUUUUUGUGACACUUUUUCUGUUCCAAAAUAAAUUUCUGAAAUACUACGAAGUCCUAGUUUACAUUGGGAUUGUGAUUGAAUCCCACUAUCUUCUUUUUGUCAACUUCCUUUAUCGCUAUUUCAUGAUAUCAAGGUUCGAUUACUGUUUCAUCUCUCCUUGACACAUCAGUUAGGUUUUAGAAAAGUGGCGGAAACAAAAAAUGCGUUCAGUAAAAAAGAUAUUGGAUUAUUAGCUCUUCUCAACGUUGCUGUCACCCUCAACUUCUUUUUUUUCGCCAAAAAAUUUGAAGCAAAAGAAUCGGUUGACCUACAGCUCCUGGAAGACAUUAAAACAACGUUUCACGUUGAAAUUGCUCCAUACGGCUUCUUAUAUGCAGAUCUUUCGGUUAAAGUGAAAAGAUGAUUGCUGGAAAAUCAGAUUUAGAACAACCGGGAGUAUUUUCCGAUGGCUGGAAUGCUCAGCGGCUGGUUCAUUCUUAUUUUGGCGAUGACGUUUAUAGGACUGAAGACGUACAAAAUGUUAAAUCAACAUGUCCUGAACCUGCCUGUACAAAAGCAGAUCUUUAAUGCUAUCUUGUGUCAGGUGAAGAUUUUUCCAUAUCAAAGGUUUCCUAAUUUUUGAGCUUCAGUCUUUUGCCCCUUUUUUAUUGAGCCUACUACCUUGUGCGAUCAUCGUUAUCUCCACUCUUUCUGACCUGGAUCUCGGCACUUUUCCCAAUUUUCUCAUGGUCUCACAGAGCUUCCAACCAGUUAUUGAUCCACUUUUCACUCUUCUUCUGAUCAAAAUUUACCGCAAGAAAGUGAUCGGCUUUCUAACUUUUCUUUGUAGACCGGAACAAACGACUAGCUUCAGUUCAAUAGGAAUCGGUUCGGCCCAAGUAACUCCCGAGCAAAUCGAAGUCACUUCUUUGUAA
Messenger RNA from Caenorhabditis auriculariae, 7554 nucleotides. NCBI's taxonomy places the organism in Eukaryota, Metazoa, Nematoda, Chromadorea, Rhabditida, Rhabditidae. The record is from the annotation of a GenBank genome assembly.